Toxotes jaculatrix (banded archerfish) is the source of this 2261-nucleotide messenger RNA. RefSeq names its product syntaxin 4 (gene stx4). Gene Ontology annotation, cellular component: endomembrane system; plasma membrane; SNARE complex. Gene Ontology annotation, molecular function: SNARE binding; SNAP receptor activity. Bases 155 to 1048 code for a protein of 297 amino acids. The transcript has 10 exons. Lineage: Eukaryota; Metazoa; Chordata; Actinopteri; Toxotidae. Gene Ontology annotation, biological process: intracellular protein transport; exocytosis; vesicle fusion. The record is from RefSeq and is a predicted model, not a curated record.
AAGAAGGAGAAGUGGAGUUUACUUAUUGGAUGACAUUAGAGUCGAAGGCUAUCACACUUUUUACAGUUAGUUUCACAGGUUGGGAACAACUCACCACACUUCGGCGUAGAGUCGCGGCCUCUCCGACAUCUGACUGCCUGCUUCAGCCUGAAAAAUGCGGGACCGGACGAAAGAACUGGGAAACAAUCCCGAGACUUCAGAUGAGGAUGAGGAGGGCAAAGCUCUGAUGAUCAAACCUGGAGCCUCUUCAGCCAAAGAGGAGAAGGAGAGUGAAGCCUUCUUCAGAAAGGCGCAAGAAAUUCACGAGGGGCUGCAGAGUCUGAAGAGGAUGGUCUCUGACCUUGAGAACAAACAGAAAACUGUGCUGGGCGUGGCGUUGCCAGAGGAGAGUAUGAAGAAAGAGUUACAGACUCUUCGAGAGGAGAUAAAAACGCUGGCAAGUCAGAUCCAGAAAAAACUGAAGAGUAUUGAAUCCAAGAAAGGAGAUGAUGAUGGAAAAUAUAUACCCAUAAACGUUCGGAUGCAACGCACACAGCACGGUGUCUUGUCUAAAGAGUUUGUGGAGCUGAUGGGUUACUGUAACACCAUCCAGGCCCAUUACAGAGACCGCAACGUGGAGAGAAUACAGAGGCAGCUCAAAAUUACUGGGACCAACGUGUCAGACGAGGAGCUGGAUGUUAUGCUCGAAAGUGGGCAGACGGAUGUUUUCACUCAGAAUAUCCUGAUCGACGCUAAAGCUACAAAGCAGGCUCUGAAUGAGAUCGAGUCCCGGCACGAUGAGAUCCUGAAGCUGGAGCGGAGCAUCAGAGACCUGCAUGACAUGUUCCAGUACCUUGCCAUGGAGGUGGAGGCUCAGGGGGAGAUGGUCAACCACAUCGAAACCAACAUCAAACAAUCUGCUAACUACGUGGAGAGAGCAAAGGAGAACACAGAGAAGGCCGUCACAUAUCAGCAGAAAGCACGCAAGAAAAAGAUUUGGAUCGCGAUCUGUUUGGCCAUCCUCAUCCUCAUCUUAGUUAUCUCGUUGGUCACCACCUUCGGCACCUAACACCAGGCGGUGUGAGUCUGCGGCAGAACAGCAUUAUCCCCCCAUCAUGUAAAUAUAUCAGCCCAUAUAUAUCAGAUAUGUACAGGUCACAUGGUCACAUGGUCUUUUUCUUUUGACUUCCUCUAACCCUCCCUUCCUAAUGAGCCUUUUUGUGUUGUUGUUUUUAAGAAGAGAUGUGCUCUCUGUUGUUUUAACUCGCAAACAACCACAAUCUCACCUGGUUUAUUGCCCCCCCCCCCAUCUCUACAACAACACAAAGACAAAUUGUGAAUUGUUACAUCAGAGCCCCCUCCCCGCCUAUGUUUAAAAAAAAAAAAAAAAAACAAAGAAAAAAAAAAAGAGGAACUAAGUGGCCUUGAGCACGGCACACUGCAGUAUUGGAACCUGACACUGGCGCUGAACAUACUGUACUCAGGAAAAAUGUGCGUUGAUUCUUGUUACGUUGUUGUUUCUGGAUGAAUUCGAGGUGUGAAAAACAAAAAAAAACAGUUUUAAUGGAGUAGGGCUUUCUCUCAUCUUACAGGCUAAUAUAAUUGUACAUAACCUAUAUUGCUGAGGAUUAAAGACACUUUAUGCAGAUGAUUUUUAAAACUUGAAAGUUGUUUCAAACUGCCUUCAUGUGACAGGUGUAAAUACAGAUUUUUUUUUGUGAAGUAACAGCCCCCCACCCUUUUCUUUUUGAAAUUCAGAGGUGUCUCAGUGCUGAAGUCACAGCUUUUAUUUGUCCUACCAGUUUGUAUUUAUGAUUUGAACGUUGUUUAAGCUGCUACGAGAAAAGUUCUUCAACAACACAAGAUCAAAUUGUUUUUUUUCCAAACUGUGCCUUCUUCGUUAUGUCGAGGUGAGAGUGUGCUGUUGUCCACUAACAUUGUCAAGAAGGGAUGGACUGAGUUUUUAUUUUAUUUGUACUUACACACACAAACACUGAUUUGUCUUUACCCUGUUUUUAUUUUUCUUCACCAGUUUGUCACAUUGUGCAAAGUCUCCAUUUGUCCCUCAGGUUUAGGGAGACAAACCGUACCUGCUGUGACAAAUCUGGAUCGAAAAAUAAAAUCAGCCCAAACUGUUCUAUGUUAAAGGAUGUCCAGUCCUCGGUCCAGUCUGCACCGCAGAGCAGCUGCUUUGCGACUGUGUAAUUCUACGGCUGUUGACUUUUGCAUUACUCGUUUAUUUUAAUGUAGAUUUGUUUUUAAAAUAAAAUAUUGCCAUGUUC